ACGACUGCGCAUGCCUGUGCCGUGACCCCAGCCUGAGGUGACGGCCGCUGCCGAGGCGGGGGCGCCGGGCACAGCAGCGGAGGGGCCUGCAGCUGCUCGGUCCCGGGAGAGGGCGGGUCCCGGCACCCACACACCGGCCGGUGCCUGGUGUAACCAGCCCAGAGAGGUGUCGGUGGACAUUGAUGGUAUUUCUCUUUCAUAUACAUGCAGGCCAGAAGCCAGGGAGCCCUCAGUGACCACGGAUCCUCCGGACAGCUUCGCAGCCUGACCCCGCCCCGCUGCGGCAGCGCCAGCACCAGCUCCAGCACAAGGACAGAGCCCCAGGUCUGCCAGGUUCCUUGCCAGGAAUAAGGAGGAGAAAUCCGUUUCCUGGAGCUUGAGUGCGGCCUGGGGGACAGGCGGUUGGUCCCAAAAUGCCCCUGCCUGAGCCCAGCGAGCAGGAGGGCGAGAGCGUGAAGGCUGGCCAGGAGCCGUCCCCACAGUCCCCUGAGCCGGGCACAGAUGUCGUCCCUACAGCUCCCAGGAAGCCCAGGAGGUUCUCCAAGCUGGUCCUGCUGACAGCGUCCAAAGACAGUGACAAAGUGGCUGCAGCCAAGCGCAAAGGAGUGCACUGCAUCAUGUCUCUGGGCGUGCCCGGCCCCACCACCCUGGCCAAGGCCCUCCUCAAGAUCCACCCCGAGGCCCAGCGUGCCAUCGAGGCAGCCCCCCAGGAGCCUGAGCAGAAACGCAGGAAGCUGGACACAGAAGGAAAAGAAGACGGAAGGUUGGCAGGGGGGCCUGCUCCCAGUCCCACAGUGGGCGGGGAGGAGUCCUCUGUGGGGCCCAGCAAGGCUCCGUAACCCUGACAACUGCCGGCACGGCGUCCUUGAUGGCUCAGUGAACUUGGCUGUGACUUCUUCUGCCUGGGGCCCAGCCCCAACUGAUUUUCACUGACAACAUUGUGUAAUGUUUUUCAGCUCAAGCUCAAGUUACUUUUGUAAGAAGAACAAAAGAUUAAAAUAAAAUAAAAUAUAUGCUAGAU
Molecule: messenger RNA, 1021 nt
Organism: Eptesicus fuscus (big brown bat)
Lineage: Eukaryota; Metazoa; Chordata; Mammalia; Chiroptera; Vespertilionidae
Gene: FLYWCH2
Product: FLYWCH family member 2
Exons: 5
Coding region: 414-839 (141 amino acids)
Source: RefSeq, a predicted model, not a curated record